Heterocephalus glaber (naked mole-rat) is the source of this 1506-nucleotide messenger RNA. Lineage: Eukaryota; Metazoa; Chordata; Mammalia; Rodentia; Bathyergidae. The record is from RefSeq and is a predicted model, not a curated record.
CUUCUGUUCUGGGCUCCACCCUGGAGGGUGCUCCUAGGGGGCUGUCACCCUGGUCCCACUUCUGAGUGGCAGGAGCUGAAUGCAGCUGGGAGGAGCCUCACCCGUGGCCCUUGGAGCCGCCUCACCGGCCAUAUUGCUUGGCUGUAUCCUGUAAGACCACAGGGUCCAGGUCUGCCCUUGUGCAACCAGAGGCUACACCCUGGGUCUGAGCCUUACUUCCUGGGGGUCCCUGCUAGCUAAAUGAGGGUCCAGGCUGUCACUAAGGCUUUUCCCUGAAGGUUGAGCUCUGGGCUGCUCGUACCAUCCCUAGCAGAAACCUUUUGGGUUGAGGGGGGAGGGUGCUGGCGCCAGAAGAUCCUGAGUGGUCCUUGCCCAAGAGGGUUCCAUGGGGUCAGGAAAGUGCCUGUUGCCCCUAUCACAUCUUGUUUCCUGUGAACAAGGAAGAGAGAGCCCUCCACUCCCCACUCCCCACUCCCUCUGUAGUAGUACUCCAGAGUUGGGUGGUCCUCUGGGGAAACUGAGGCCACAUUAGGAGAGAGCCUACUCCUAACACUUGCCCCUCUGUAGACCUCUGAAGCUAGAAAACCGCUCAAGCUCCCAGGUCCUGUGUGCCUGUACAGUCCCUUCCUGACCCCACCUCUGCAGAUAGGGAGAUCUUUGGGGAAGAUGUGGGUACCACGAACAGGGCAGAAGCUGUCCUGGGGGACCCCAGGUACUGGCUGCCCAUGGCUACCUGGAGCUGUAGACCAAGCAGUCAAGGGGGAUGGGGCCCGGAAGGAGAUAGCUGCAGCCAGCCCAGGUAUGAUGCCACCAGGGGAGGCAGAUGGGCCCAGCCUGAUGCUUCCUGGACCCACCCCAGCUGCCCGGGCACAGUCCAGCUUUCCUGCCCUUCGAACUGCACUUGUGAUCAGUAUUGAUGGCCAACGGCUAAUGAUUAACCACUACAAGGGGCUGGGCCAACGGCUCAAAAAUCCUGAGCCCAGGGCAUCCCCACUUCCUCCUUGUGCCCUGAGGCCAGCCAAACACACAGGGCUCGAUGAAGAUGCUGGACCAAAAGGACAACACGAGACAACAGCUGUCGGUAGAGCCAUGUGGGCUGCUCAGGGGCUGACCCAGGUGACCUGCAAAGACAUGUGGAUGGGGGAUGGGGACAUCAGCCAGCCUGGGCAGUCCACACUGAGUCUCUGGGCAGCUGCCGGCCAUACUGAGGGAGAUACAGCUGCAGCAGGACAGGGAGGGCAGACUGGAUCUUGUGACCCUCAAGACACUUUGGAGCCGCCUCCACUGAAGUACCUGGAGGGGACUUGAAGAGGGUGGUGAUCACGCGCACACACAAGAUGGGCUCAGAAGACUCAGGCGGCAGCAGCUGCGCCUCGUUUGUUCUGUUAGGCAACUGAGGCUGCGGGACAUCAGGGUCACAACUACCAUUUCAUCCAUGAAGGACAAGGAGGACCCUGCCAAGUCCCCCUGAUGUUAUCACAACAGAGUUUUUUUGUUUUUUUGAGA